Molecule: messenger RNA, 5027 nt
Organism: Microcebus murinus (gray mouse lemur)
Lineage: Eukaryota; Metazoa; Chordata; Mammalia; Primates; Cheirogaleidae
Source: RefSeq, a predicted model, not a curated record
UCUUUGUGUUUGGCUUUUUAGUCAGGUUUAAUAAGGACACGAAAAAGCGAAUUCCUCAUCUCGCCGUUACCUCAGCUGCUGGCGCAGGAGCACAACUACAGCUCCCCGGCGGGGCACCACCCUCACGUACUGUACAAAAGGACGGCGGAGGAGAAGGUCCAGCGGUACCGUGGCCACCCUGGCUCCGGCCGGGGUUAUCCCGGUCACUCCCCAAGUCACACUCCCCACGCAUCUCAGAGUGCGGAGACACAGUAUCACCAUGGAAGGUUGCAAAAGCAGCAUUUUUGUGGACGACGCAAGAAAUGUAUAUGCCCCCAAGCCUCCCACGCAGGACACCUACCUGAGAUUUGACGAAUAUGGGAGCUCGGGGCGACCCAGAAGGUCAGCUGGAAAGUCACACAAGGGCCUCAACGUGGAAACCCUCGUGGUAGCCGACAAGAGGAUGGUGGAAAAGCACGGCAAGGGGAACGUCACCACGUACAUCCUCACAGUAAUGAACAUGGUUUCCAGCCUCUUUAAAGAUGGAACUAUAGGAAGUGACAUAAACAUUGUGGUGGUGAGCCUCAUUCUUCUAGAACAAGAACCUGGAGGAUUGCUGAUCAACCAUCACGCGGACCAGUCUCUGAACAGUUUUUGUCAGUGGCAGUCUGCCCUCAUUGGAAAGAACGGCAAGAGGCACGACCACGCCAUCUUGCUCACUGGAUUUGAUAUUUGCUCCUGGAAGAAUGAACCGUGUGACACUCUAGGCUUUGCCCCCAUCAGCGGGAUGUGCAGUAAGUACCGAAGUUGUACCAUCAACGAGGACACGGGGCUUGGCCUUGCCUUCACCAUUGCUCACGAGUCAGGGCACAACUUCGGCAUGAUCCACGACGGAGAAGGCAAUCCCUGCAGGAAGGCCGAAGGCAACAUUAUGUCCCCCACGCUAACCGGAAACAACGGCGUGUUCUCCUGGUCUUCCUGCAGCCGGCAGUAUCUCAAGAAAUUCCUCAGCACACCUCAAGCCGGGUGUCUAGUGGACGAGCCCAAGCAAACAGGACAGUAUAAAUAUCCAGACAAACUGCCAGGACAGAUUUAUGAUGCCGACACACAGUGCAAGUGGCAAUUUGGAGCAAAAGCCAAGUUAUGCAGCCUUGGGUUUGUGAAGGACAUUUGCAAAUCACUCUGGUGUCACCGAGUGGGCCAUAGAUGUGAGACCAAGUUUAUGCCUGCAGCGGAAGGGACCGUUUGUGGCUUGAGUAUGUGGUGUCGGCAAGGCCAGUGCGUGAAGUUUGGGGAGCUGGGGCCACGACCCAUCCACGGCCAGUGGUCCGCCUGGUCGAAGUGGUCAGAAUGUUCCCGGACGUGCGGUGGAGGAGUGAAGUAUCAAGAGAGACACUGCAACAACCCCAAGCCUCAGUACGGUGGCAAGUUCUGUCCAGGUUCUAGCCGUAUUUAUCAGCUGUGCAACAUUAACCCUUGUAAUGAAAACAGCUUGGAUUUUCGAGCCCAGCAAUGUGCAGAAUAUAACAGCAAACCCUUCCGCGGAUGGUUCUACCAGUGGAAACCCUAUACGAAAGUGGAAGAGGAAGAUCGAUGCAAACUCUACUGCAAGGCUGAGAACUUUGAAUUUUUUUUUGCAAUGUCUGGCAAAGUGAAAGACGGAACCCCUUGCUCCCCGAACAAAAAUGACGUUUGUAUUGAUGGGAUUUGUGAACCAGUAGGUUGUGAUCAUGAACUUGGCUCUAAAGCUGUUUCAGAUGCAUGUGGUGUUUGCAAAGGUGAUAAUUCGACUUGCAAGUUUUAUAAAGGCCUAUACCUCAACCAGAAUAAAGCAAAUGAAUAUUAUCCGGUGGUGGUCAUUCCAGCUGGGGCUCGAAGCAUUGAAAUCCAGGAGCUGCAAAUCUCCUCCAGUUACCUCGCAGUUCGAAGCCUCAGUCAAAAGUAUUACCUCACCGGGGGCUGGAGCAUCGACUGGCCUGGCGAGUUCCCCUUUGCCGGGACCACGUUCGAAUACCAGCGCCCCUUCAACCGCCCAGAACGUCUGUAUGCACCCGGGCCCACCAAUGAGACCCUGGUCUUUGAAAUUCUGCUGCAAGGCAAAAAUCCGGGAAUAGCUUGGAAGUAUGCACUCCCCAAGGUCAUGAAUGGAACUCAACCAGCCACGAAAAGACACUCCCAUGCCUGGAGUACGGUGCAGUCGGAUUGCUCGGUGUCUUGCGGUGGAGGUUACAUAAGUGUAAAGGCCAUUUGCUUACGAGAUCAAAAUACUCAAGUCAACUCCUCGUUCUGCAAUGCAAGAACCAAGCCAGCAACUGAACCCAAAAUAUGCAACGCUUUCUCCUGCCCGGCCUAUUGGAUGCCGGGUGAAUGGAGCGUGUGCACCAAGUCCUGUGCUGGGGGCCAGCAGAGCCGAAAGGUCCAGUGCGUGCAAAAGAGGCCCUUCCAGAAGGAGGAAGCGGUGUUGCAUUCCCUCUGCCCAGUGAGCACGCCCACUCAGGUUCAAGUCUGCAACAGCCACGCCUGCCCUCCGGAAUGGAGCCCUGGGCCCUGGUCUCAGUGCUCCAAGACCUGUGGACAAGGAGUGAGGAAGCGUGAAGUAUCGUGCAAAAGCUCUGCUGCCGAGACCCUCCCCGAGAGCCUGUGCACCAGCCUCCCCAGACCCGAAGCGCAGGAGGGAUGUGUGCUAGGACGAUGCCCCAAAAACACCCGGCUGCAGUGGGUUGCCUCGUCGUGGAGUGAGUGCUCUGCAACCUGUGGCUUGGGUGUGAGGAAGAGGGAGAUGAAAUGCAGUGAGAAGGCCUUCCAGGGAAAGCUGAUAAGCUUCCCAGAGCGAAGAUGUCGCAACCUUAAGAAACCAAACCUGGACUUGGAAGAAACCUGCCACCGAAGGCCUUGUCCAGCCUACAACAUGGCAGCUGGAUGGUAUUCAUCGCCAUGGCAACAGUGCACGGUUACCUGCGGGGGAGGCGUGCAGAUGCGCUCGGUCCACUGUGUGCAGCACGGCCGGCCUUCCUCCAGCUGCCUGCUCCGGCAGAAACCUCCGGUGCUGCGAGCCUGUAACACAAACUUCUGUCCAGCUCCUGAAAAGAGAGAUGGAAACAGACAACCAACCAGUAACAUACAAUGUCAGAUGAUAAAGUAGCAGGAAGUAAAACUGAAGCAGGGUAUGUAUAAAAAAUGGAGGGGAGAAGGUAGGAAAACCAGUGUAGAUAGAAUGGGCAGGGGCAGGCCUCUUCAUGAUAUAGUAUUUGAACAGAGACUUCCAGGACAUGGGGAAGAUGAGCCACAUAUGAGUUUAGAAGGAGCAUGUUCCUGGUUAGAGGGAAUAGGAAAUGCAAAGGCCCUGAAGAGGGAAUAUAUGAAUCCAGUUAAGGAACAGCAAGAUGCUUGGAAUGGAAGGUAAAGAGUGGGUUAGACAAACUGAAAGGGGUCCCUGUCUGAAAUAAAGACUUCAGAUUUUACUCUGAAUAAGACAGAAGCCAGUGGCACAGAGGAACAAUAGGAUCUGGCUUGGAGGAAGAUCAUGGGCAGUUACAGUGAAGAGUAGGAGUUGCCUAGAGUAGAACAGGACUUGCCCACUCCCGUGGCUGCAGUAGUCCAGAGAGAGGGAUCCACUAGAGCAGGGGCAGUAGUGAGAAGGGGUUGGAUGCUGGGUAUAGUUUGAAGAUUGCGCCAAUAAUAUCUCUUGAUUAUUUGCGUGCAGGAUGUGAGACAAAGAAAGGACUCCUAGGUCUCUUCAAAGUCAUUUUUAAAAGCAUAAAUAACUAAUUCAUAGAAGCCCAAAUAACCAGCUACUAGUAAUCGUCAUAACUAUAAUCAGACAGAAUACUUACACUGGUAGCUCAGGGAUACAACUCUCUUCUGCUGGUGGGGCAGGGGGACCACACCCAGCAGCUGGGGGCUUCUCAGGUAUCAUCAUGACCGUACCUCCAAUUCCAGUGGUAGCCCAGGGGAGAGUAGGGGGCAGAGGCAUGGCAUGAACUAGCUUAUGUUCUGAAAGGAUCAUGGGACCACUGUGAGAUGGGUUAAAAGGGAAUUUUAGGCAGAAUCAUCAAGAUUUGACAAAGGAACUCUAGGUAAUUCUGAAUUAUAACAUGACAGGAUGCAAGAGGUUUCAGAGUCUUGCAUGCCACAUUCGAAGGUACAAUAGGAGAGUCACCAAAGGAUGCCAUUUGGGAGCCUCUAGGAAUGAAGAGGUUGGUUGAGUCAAAGCUACAGGCAGCUUAAGGCUUGCAUAGGAGGAAACCAUUCUAGGUAUGAAUGAUAAUAUGCUUUAAGAAUACAAGAAGAUGCCUAGACCCUAGUUCCUAAAAUGUACACCUAUGUUUACAUAAUUUUAUGUACAAUUUUAUGUGCAUUUGAUAUCUCCUGAGGUCCAUCUGAACAAGAAUUCCUGAUCUCUUCCUUCCAAUACAUAAUCAUACCUGUCAUCUUACUUGAACAAGCACAGAAAUUAGGAAGGACUAGUAUUGGCCUAACUUCACUCAUUAGCAAACUGGCUGUGAGAUUUAUUUAAGCCCACACAGAAUGUUGGCAGGAGGCCUCAAAUCUAGCUGGUCUUGACUCCCAAAAUAUUAGGCUCUUCAAUCCCCAAAGUAGAGUGCAUGGACCAGCAACAUCAACACCCCCUGGGAACUUGCUAGAAACAUACAAUGUCAGCCCCUACACCAGACCCUCUGAUUCAGAACCCCUGGUAGCUCCCAGCUAUGUGGGGAUGAUGGGCCAUUGAUUUUGGACUAGAUAAGACUUUUUAAAGUAACAUCCGUUGUUUCCCACCUGAUUAAAUUUUGCUAAUGGUUGCAGUCCCUUGUGGGAUCUUAAUCCUGCCCCCAUCUCAGUCCCCUACCAAAGUCCUGUGUAAUGAGAAGAACCACACAAGGUAGGUGGGCCCAAAGUCUUUGUUCUUACCUUAGGAAAAAGGCUGACAGCUGUGACUACCAUGCUGACUGUGUUUUCUUGUUUUAGAGGAUCCAUCCUGUGUGGAUUUCUUUGCCUGGUGCCACCUGGUUCCUCAGCAUGGUGUGUGCAACCACAAGUUUUAUGGUAAA